AUGGAACCACAAGACGAUGGAUUUGUGAGCGGCGGCCCGACUCCGAGGGACCCGCCUGUUGAUUUUCCUCCGGACUUCCAACGUGAUGCCGCUUCUUCUCCGCCACGCCGUGAAAAAGAAAUAGUCACAUCAACGCCAUAUGUGGACAGCAAAGUUUCAACAAACCGCGCGGCACUCGACCGUCACUUCGGCAGAAGACCACGAGUCGAUUCCGGUCAGUGGCUUCGCCCGGGUACAUCUUCUACAGACUCGGAGAGUACAUCCUCAAUAUCCUCGCGCUACUCCACCGCGGCGACCAGUUUAUGUUCCAUUGAUGACGAAUUCAUCGAGACUUUCCACGCUAAGCCCACGGCCGCAGAAGCGGAUAUGAGUCGUGUUCUUGAUAACGUCAGUGGAGCGCUAAAUGAGUUUCGUCGCACCGAAAACCAGCGCCGGGAGAAGCAGGAGCUAGAAGCUAUCAAUAAAAAGUUACGUAAUGAAAACCAACGACUCAACGAAACCCUGAAUCAGACGUUGAAGAUGAAUGAAAGUAGGGUGGAGGAAAAAGCCGAAACUUCGGAGGAGAGGUAUGCGCGACUGGAGCAGGAGCUUCGCUUGAUUCUGGAGCAAAUGCAGGAGCUCAAGGAAGUAGCCGGUGCGGAUGUCUUUGUUCAUGCUGAAGGUACGGUUAUUCGUCGGCUCGGGGAAGACAAGGAAAUACAAGUGGAAUCUGAGAUGCCACUCCCCAAAACACCACCGCCUGCUCUCGUCGAUCGGCCAGAAUACGAUCAACUAUCACAUCAUUUGGAGCAGCUGACAAGGGCCAGAGAAGAAGAUGCUAUGCUACUCGCCAAACUGGCUGCUGAACGUGACCAGGCUCUUUACAACGCAGAGCAAAUCAACGAGCUGAAAAUUGCGAUCGAAGAACAGUAUCAACAACUUACUGAAAGUGCCGAGAAGCUGGUGACUGAGCAAAAAAUCGAUCGUCAGCACAUCCGACAACUCCAGCAGGCCUAUACCCAGGAGAAGAACAAGGCUGAGGGCAAGCUGAAGUCUGCGGAAGCGGAAAUAGUCGCUCUACAGGAGAACAAGAAGCUUGCCGAUGAGCAAGUUACUGCAACAACCAUAGAACUGGAUGCGUUGCGUCAGCGGUCGGGCUUACUCGAGACCCGCAUUUCCGAGCUUGAGACGGAAAUAGAAAAAGCAGGAACCGACGCGGGUGAUAGGGUGUCGCGUGCUUCCUUCGAAGCUCAGUCAAAGCAGUUCCAUCAAAUCUGCGGUCAGCUGAGAAUGGAAGAGGAGAAUGUUGAGGCUUUGCGCAAAGAGCUUGUUUCUUUGAAGCAAAAAUUGAUUGAAUCCGAGGAGAGGAAUGAACGACUUUUGGAAGAAAUGAGCAGCGAGCAGAUAAAAGCUGAAGCGGCACUGAAUGAACGUGACAGAACGGAGCGUCAACUGAAAAAUGUUGAGGAAGAGAAAGCGGCCCUUGAAAAACGUGUCCUCGAGGUCAAGCAAGCCAAAUCAUCCAGCUACCAAAGAGAGAUAAAUAUGAUUGCCGAGGAACGUGAUGGGUACAAGCGCGAUGUCGAGAAGCUUACGAAGGAGGUUGACUUUUUGAGAAUGAAAGUCAGUAAGGCGGCCACGGAGACGACCACAAAAGAGGCUGUCGAUCAGCUGAAAGCCGUCACCGAGGAGCGAGACGAAGCUCGUCUGCGUUGCGACCGUCUGGAGAAAUCGACGCACGACCACUUCACCACCGUACGCGAGAUGGCCGAGCUCAAGGGACAGAUGACCGUCGCGGAAAGGCAGGUUCAGGCGAAGGAUAACGAAUUGCGGGAUCAGGGCGCACGCCUCCUGGAAACGCAGAAGCAAGUUGAGGAAUUCCGCUACGCCUAUCAAGAGCAACAACUGAAAAACGCCUCUUUGGAAGCGGAAAUCCAGCGGAUUGAGCACGAAUGCCAGCAAUUCAUCGAACAAAUAGCCGAACUUCGACAGGAACACCUCGAGCACGACCACAAUGCAACGAUUGCCGAUCUACUGACGGACCCGAUGCGCCAGCUAAUCGAACAGUUGAAAACGGCAAGGGACGAAGUCCGCCAAACCGUCGAUGCGCUAUUGAGAACUCGUCUUACGGCAACUGACCCUCCGCCAAAUCAACCCGUAGCACAAGCGCAGCCUCCUGUCGUGCACGAUGUGGUUACCGAGAAGAUACGCGAACUCUAUCAACGACUCGCCGAGCAGGAAAAAGAGCAAACAUCCGGCGUACCCGUAGCAGCGGCUAGGGCUCUGCGCAACCUGCUGCACGCCUUACUUCAAGAACUCAACAACACCACCGCUGAAAAUAUGGCCUCGGACUUCUUGAACUCGGUGGGCGACGCGCACGCCCGCGCGAUGGACUCGGUGGCAAAGGCGCUGGCCGAUGCCGAGGUGGCCUACGCACAGUGCAGCGAGCAACUGAACAUCUUGGAAGACAAGUACACGACCGACUGCGAGACCUACCGGGCGCGUUGCAAGCAAACGGAAGCCCACAACAACACUCUAAAUGAGAGGUACCAAAAGUUGGAGCAGCAAAUGGCACUAUUAACCCGCGCACACAAUCCGGAAGCACAAAAGCAGCUGGCUGAAGCUCUUCGUCAAAUUGAAAAUUUACGCGGUCAAGUCUUCCGCGCCGAGAAGGGACUCCAGGAAGCCUGCCAAGAUAUUGAAGAGGCCGAUCGAGAACAGAAUGUGCAGCUCAAGGAAAUGCAGCGGCUCAUCACUGAAAUGGGCCACAUACGCGACGAAUUGAAGGCACGGGACGAGGACCUAGUCCGAGAAAAGUAUCACUCGAAGGAACAAGUUGAAAAAUACAAACUACGCCUCGAGAAUGAGCAAAAGCAGCACAAUGCGACGGCAACCCAGCUUCUGAGCGUGGAGGCCGCUCUGGCCAAGGAAAAAGAACUGCACGAGCUGGAUAAGCACACGAACUUCGAAUCUGUGAAGCUGAUCAUCCGCGGCAACAGUUUCUACAAGCAGCUUUUGGCCAACAAUAAAGCCAAGUAUUCCGAGCUUUUGGUGGGGAUGCGCGCGCUCGUUUCAAGGAUCAAUGAAUGUGGUGCGCAGUGUGACCCCGAACCUAAGAAUCCUGGAGCCAUAGAAGUCCAGCUACGCGAGAUGCAGCAACACUACGGUGCAAUGAUUACAAAGGCGGAAGACCAGCAGCGAAAGGAGGACGAGGACGUUGAACGGACGAUGGCCGAAGACGAGAAUGCCAUCACCUAUAUUGAGAAGACGCUGAAGGUCCAGCACUCCAGACGGCCGCCCGGAAAAGCCUCUCGUACGGUCCUCACGCGCAGCAACAAA
Messenger RNA from Mesorhabditis spiculigera, 3318 nucleotides. NCBI's taxonomy places the organism in Eukaryota, Metazoa, Nematoda, Chromadorea, Rhabditida, Rhabditidae. The record is from the annotation of a GenBank genome assembly.